AUGAGCCCCUUUCGAUUGGUAUAUGGCAAAGCUUGCCACUUACCGGUGGAGGUAAAGCAUAAAGCGUAUUGGGCCAUCAAGGAGUGCAACUCAAGUUUGGGAAAGGCCGGAAUUGAUAGGAAGCUAAAAUUAGUGGAAUUGGAGUGUUUGAUGUUAGAAGCCUAUGAGAACUCUAGACUUUACAAGGAGAAGAUGAAAGCCGUGCAUGACAAGAACAUAAGAGGAAGAGAAUUUGGAGCCGGCGACCUAGUCAUUCUCUACAAUUCAAGAUUAAGAUUUUUGCCCGGAAAACUAAGGUCAAGAUGGGAAGGACCCUAUCGGGUAGAGAAGGCAGAACCUUACGGAGUCUAUCAUUUGCGCCAACCAUCAAGUUCCGACAUCUUCAAGGUUAAUGGGCAUCGGCUAAAGUUGUAUCAUGGUAAAAAGUUGACAAGAAACAAGGAGCUUGAGAUAUUCCUUUUGGAAGAUGCACCUCAUGACAAAGAGAAUUGA
Messenger RNA from Arachis stenosperma, 492 nucleotides. RefSeq lists its product as uncharacterized. Lineage: Eukaryota; Viridiplantae; Streptophyta; Magnoliopsida; Fabales; Fabaceae. The record is from RefSeq and is a predicted model, not a curated record. Bases 1 to 492 code for a protein of 163 amino acids. The transcript has a single exon.